Molecule: messenger RNA, 540 nt
Organism: Argiope bruennichi
Lineage: Eukaryota; Metazoa; Arthropoda; Arachnida; Araneae; Araneidae
Exons: 3
Coding region: 59-508 (149 amino acids)
Cellular component (GO): chitin-based extracellular matrix
Molecular function (GO): structural constituent of chitin-based larval cuticle
Source: RefSeq, a predicted model, not a curated record
CUCAAAGGAAUGUUGAAUUCAAGACAUUAUUAGAGGAAACGAAACUUAUUAAAUCAUCAUGAUCGCAAAGGUUUUAGUUUCAGCAGUUUUGAUUGCAAUUGCUUCUGCAAGUCAUCAUGAUCAUCAUGAGCACCAUCAUCAUCAUUCUCAGCCAUACAAAUUCGGUUAUGAAAUCAAAGAUCACCACGGAUCUCAACACAGACAUGAACAUGGCGAUGGCCAUGGGCACGUUCAAGGAAGCUAUGGUUUCACUGACCACAGAGGUAUCCACAGAGAAGUCCACUAUGUAGCUGACAAGCAGGGAUUCAGGGCCACUGUGAAAACUAACGAACCAGGAACUGCCAACCAGGAUCCCGCUCACGUUAAGCUCCAUUCCGAUGCUCAUCAUGCUCAUCAUCACCAUGAACCUCAUCAUCAUGGACACCAUCACCAAGAGCAUCAUCAUCAUGGACAUCACCACCACGGACAUGCUAAUGUGUAUCACCACCAAGGACACCAUCAUGGUUAAUUUACACAUAACCUCUAUUUAAGAAUGCUGAA